Molecule: messenger RNA, 2029 nt
Organism: Chelonus insularis
Lineage: Eukaryota; Metazoa; Arthropoda; Insecta; Hymenoptera; Braconidae
Exons: 2
Coding region: 230-1879 (549 amino acids)
Source: RefSeq, a predicted model, not a curated record
AGUCCAAUCUCUAGCAAGUUCUUUAAAUUAUUUUACAAUUAACCUUAUAGAAUCAUCAAUAUCGGAAAUAAAUGUUCCUGGAUAUGGAGUACUUUAUUUAGAGGCUUCAUUUUUAGAAGAUAGUACUCAUGAAAAUAUUAAACUAAAGAUAAUUGGAAGUCGAGAUAAUCGUAAAAAAGCUGACGCAAAUGAUUUUACGAGACUUGAAGCUUAUCAAGAAGCUGCGACAAUGAAAACAUCAAAUAAAGUAGUUGGCUUUGAACCUGAAUUAGUACAAAAGGGAAGUAAAAAUAGAAGAAAGUAUAAUUCUGGUCUAGAACCUUGUGGAUGUAGAAAAAAUGAACAUCUUCCAAAUUGUAAAAUAUAUCGCGAUAAUCCUCAAGAGUUAUUAGUAGAAGAUACUGAUAGUGAUAGAAAUUAUCGUUACAAUGAAGUGCCAAUUACAACAACAAACUUAAAUAUUACUCGAACUGUGCAUGUCGAUAGAAUUGAAGAUGAGCGUUUUCCUGUUCUUCAAAAUAUUGACUUACUGAGUAGUGAAUUUGAUGGUGGUGAUGAUGAAGAUGAUGAGGUAAUUCCUCCAACACCCCAAAGACCAAGAAGAAGGAUUAGAGAACGUCAACAAACUCUUCGUGACCGAACAUAUGAUCUGCCACGAAGAAAUGUUGAAAUCGGAAUAAAUUCACAAGAUAUUUUUUCUGAUUCAGAUGAAGUAAUUGAAAGCUCAAGACAUGAAAUAUUUCCAAAACAUCACAGACCCAGAAAUAAUUUACAAGAUGAUCCACAAAAGUGGAUUAAUCUCGCAAAUCAGACAAUUGUUAAAACAGCAAAUACUUUCAGAGAACUUUCUAAUAUAAUGGAGCAGAAAUUCAAUGAUAUAAGUCAAAUGAUAUUAAAUUCAACUUCUAAUUUUCCCGAACCUAAAUAUAAUGAAACGAAAAAAUUACAUGAUGCUGGAAUACAAUCUGAUACAAUAGGAUUUAUUGAUCCAAGUCUUGAACCACGUUCGAAAGUUAGAAGACCCCGUAUAAAACAUGCUAAAACGGGAACUGAUCCUGACCUUAUUGAGCAACAAAUUUCAGCAACAUCAAUUACUGUAAACCCUCAAAAAAAUAAGAAAGUUACUCGUAAUAUUACAAUAACAAAAAAGGUAAAUGAAAAAACAUCGUGUUCAGAUGUUGAUCAACAUAAAAGAUCUGCUGUACGACAUGUCGAUCCGAUUCCAAAGAAGGAUGAUGUGAUUUACAGUGCUAUUAAUUUUCAGUCAAUUCGUGACGCUAAAGGAAACAGUAUGAUGAUAACUGCCCAAACACAAAGAGCAAAUGAUAGACAGAUGAGCGAUAUGAGAGAAUGUGAUUAUGAAAAAUGUGAAGGAUGUAAUUUUUCUCGAGUUCCUAGUUCAAUACCAAAUACAAUGAUACCCAUAUCAUCUUCUACAUUUACCCCAGCAGCAUCAUCUAUAAGACAAGCAACUGAACCAAUUCCUAGACCUGAGAAUAUCACGUCAGUGCUAUCACAAGAAACUCGUAUAACUCCUUCUUCUUCUACGGCUGCAGCUGGUGUAACACCUCCUCCACGUACACUUGCAUCUUCUUCGUUUCAUCAUGAACCAAUAUACGAUAUUCCUCGACCUGUACAUGAACCAAACGUAUCACAUAUUCCAGUUAGUAGAAUCACUGCUGAUGCAACACAAGGUAUUAGAGGAAAACGUCAUCCUCAAUCUGAAAGACAUGAUCAACAUUUAGAAGUACCAUCUACUGGUCAUCCAUAUAAUUUGAGACCAUUACCAGGACGAACAGGUCAACAUCAUGCUCCUCCACAGCGACAAAUAAAUCAAGAUCAUCAUCAGAGUUCCAUGAAGAAGAAAGGAAAGAGAUAAUAAUUAUAUUAAGAUAAAUGGUUGAUGAAUUAAUAAGAUGGCGAUUCAACUAUUGUAAUAAAUAAUAAUAAAUUUUUUGCAUAGCGUAAAUUGAUACGAAUAGAAGAAUGGAUCCCUAUGAAUUAUUUGGUGUAUAGAAAUUUUGUAAAA